Molecule: messenger RNA, 2901 nt
Organism: Thunnus maccoyii (southern bluefin tuna)
Lineage: Eukaryota; Metazoa; Chordata; Actinopteri; Scombriformes; Scombridae
Gene: lhfpl3
Product: LHFPL tetraspan subfamily member 3
Exons: 4
Coding region: 413-1102 (229 amino acids)
Biological process (GO): sensory perception of sound
Cellular component (GO): plasma membrane
Source: RefSeq, a predicted model, not a curated record
UUUAGAUUCGGAAUAACAGUACACGACUCAGGUAGGGACAUUUUUUAAAAAAAAUAGAAAUAAGGAUAAAUAGGAUAAAUCUGCGGGGUUUGUGAAUGGAGGAUGGAUUCCUGAAGCUCGCGGCUUGUUUUCGGGAGCGCACGUAUCGUUUUUUUGCAGAGUGAUGAAUGAAAAUCAGAGGAAAAAGGAAGAAAAAACACACAAAAUCCAACCUUACCAUGGAUGCGAGAGUGCAGUGAUGCUGAGGGUACAUCUGUGACUGAAUAAAGGCUGAAAUAAUAAUAAUAAUAAAUCCAGCGAAGAAGUUCUGACUAUGCCUUCCACAAAUCAGAUGCAGCAGAUGUUAGUUUGCUGAGGACAGAUCCACCAGAGAGGACCGAGCAGAUCACACUACUACCACACAGACCGGAGGAUGGUCCCGGGGGCCCCCAGCACGACCACCACCAUGCUCCCCGCCUCCGAGGCUGCCAAAAUCUACCAGACCAACUACGUGCGCAACUCCCGCGCCAUCGGCGUCCUGUGGGCCAUCUUCACCAUCCUCUUCGCCAUCGUCAACGUGGUGUGCUUCAUCCAGCCGUACUGGAUCGGAGACGGCGUGGACACCCCGCAGGCGGGCUACUUCGGUCUGUUCCACUACUGCAUCGGGAACGGGCUGUCCCGGGACUUGACCUGUCAGGGCAGCUUCACCGAGUUCAGCAGCAUCCCCUCCGGUGCGUUCAAGGCCGCCUCCUUCUUCAUCGGCAUGUCCAUGGUGCUGGUCCUCACCUGCAUCGGUUGCUUCGCGCUCUUCUUCUUCUGCAGCACCGGAACCGUUUACAAGAUCUGCGGCUGGAUGCAGCUGGCUGCAGGUACGUGUCUGAUCCUGGGCUGCAUGAUCUACCCGGACGGCUGGGACAGCGACGAGGUGAAACGGAUGUGUGGUGAGCAGACGGACAAGUACACGCUGGGGGCCUGCUCGGUGCGCUGGGCCUACAUCCUGGCCAUCAUGGGCAUCAUGGAUGCUCUCAUCCUCUCCUUCCUGGCCUUUGUCCUGGGAAAUCGCCAGGACAGUCUGAUGUCUGAGGAGCUGCUGGGAGACAAGACGGGUAAUAAUGCCAUAUAAUGUGUGGUAACAGUAAAGCAGUCACACACACACACACACACACAGGUCUCGCUGCCUUGACGUGAUGUUACUUGAGGAUCCAGCUUCCCUCUCCUGGUCCAGCUUGCGGCUGGGAUGCAGAUGCUGAUGUGUGGGGAAAGAACAGAUCAAAGAAAAAGAAAAAAAAGGAGGUCUGGAAGAGGCCACACAACCUUGUUUUUGCGGAGACCAGGACGCCCCUCUGUAAAAUUACCCUUCUCAUUCAUCCCAGACUGCUUAUUUCUGCAGAACGAAUUCUCAAAAACAGACUUUGUCAAGAGUUUUCCUGUGUUGGUUUCGUCACUGCGUCAUCUCAUCCCCCUCGCCCCCCCACCCCUCGAGUUGUUGAAGCUGAAACGUUCUCCGUGUUGGAUGUGAGGACGGUGCCGCUGGUGUGCAGAGAAGAAGACUGUGGUAAAUCAGCUCCAGGACACUUGUUGGACAAACACCAAGGAGCGGCAGCCGAUCAAAUCGAAUUAAAUCACAACAAAUUAACCAGACUUUGACCGACACAAAUAAGGACUUAACAGACUUGAGGUCAAAGCUGUCAGAUCGUCUUUCUUAUCAAGUCAGCGGCGUAGUAUAACAAACUCCCUGCACAGGAGUUCGGCUUUGACGUUAUGUGACUUUGAACUGAUUUGAAGGUGAGUGGAGAGACUGAGAAAAUUACAGGUUGUGACCUUUUCGAAACCAACAUGCUGGAUAUACAAACAGAAAACUGUUUUGUUAUAAUUAAAUGUUUGAUGUGAUAGUAUCAGAGGUAGUAAAAAUAGAGGUUCUGCUGGUGACAACUAAAAAUAAAAAGCACUAAAUAGGCGAAAAUGUACCAAGUCUGUAUCUGUGUAUAGCUAUAUGUUGAUGAUUACGUCCCUGUACUUUUGUCAUGACUUUGAAAUGUGCACUUUGAAAUGUUCAAGCUAUUGGUCCAUUAUUGGUGUGUGCCAUACAGUAUCUUGUAAUCUAGCAGUAUUGUGGAGUACUAAAGGAUGACUGUGCUGGGUUAUAAGCUGCGGCUGGAUGAGUUUUACCCUCUGGUGGCUGUUUUCUGUCAUUCUUCUCUCUUUCCCAGCUAUACAAGAAAAAAAGGAAUAACACAGAUAAGGAAUGAUGAUGAGUCAAAGUUACAUUAAAAUUUGAUGUAUACAUUUCAACAACUUUAAAGCAAAACUUCGACAUCAUGGGAGAAAUAUGCGUACUCACCUUCUGGCGGUGAAAUAAGAUCCAUACUACUCUCAUUUCUGUCUGUUAGCCAGCUGUUGAUUAUCUUAGAAUAUAUACUGGGAACAGGUAAACAAAAUCCACCGACCAGCACCUCUAAAGCCCACUAAUUAACAUCUGGUUUGUUUAACCUGAGCUAAAAAUUGGAAAUUCACCGUUUUAUAUAGGGCUAUGGCUAUUUCUUGGCACACAAAAUAGGAUUAAGUGUAACACAGCGACAUCAUCCUUGUGAACGUGCCUCUUCUUACUUUAAAGUGUUAUCGUGUCGAGCCCGAAGGAGUCCAGAGGUGUUUGUCUUACUGAGUUUCAAACACAACUCCAAAAAGAUAACAUAACAAGGACUCAAUGUACUUUCCAUCAGUCACAUUCCUUUUUCCCCCCAAAGGUGUGGGUACGAUUCCCCCCCCGCCCCUCCCUCCUCUCUUAAACUCAUGACCAGACAAGGACAAAAAUGUUGAACCCUUUUCUGUAAGAGUGUGUCCAAAUGAGCAACAUGGAAAGACAGAAAAAUGAAAGUUUGACUCUGAAACAUCAUGUGAGAUAAAAUAAAGAAAUGAAAAACA